UCAAUGCCCUUACGAAUGACGCCAUAUGACGAUAACCCAAUCAAAAGUGUACUCAUUACGUUUCAGAUCAAUCAUUCAAUCACUUCUCCCCAAUUCCCUAUAAAUUCCUCUUCUUCUCCUUCCCUUUCUCCUAAUCUCUGUUCAAUUUCCUCUUUCCAAUACCCAAAACCCCUUUCGGAUACAACUCCAUUUCCAUUUCUCUCAAUGGCUGAAGAAUUUCAAGAAUAUGAAAUUAUUUUUCAGGAAAAUGCAGGACGUGAAGAGGUUCGAGAAUUAGCUGAUGAUGAUGAAGAGUAUGACUUCCAAAUUCGUCGUAAUAACAAGGUAUCUAGAAUAAAGAAACUGAAGCGGAAUUCUAAUUCGGUUCCAGUUAAUAUUCCCGACAGAAAUUCAUGGUUCAAGUACGUGGAGAAACAGUCGGAUUUUUUUGAAGACGAGUACAGAGAUGACGAAGAAAUGGUGCCGCCGCAUGUGAUAACUGGCCGGAGAAUAGCCGGAAAAAUGACGUCAUUCUCCGUUUGUACUGGAUAUGGAAGGACUCUUAAGGGAAGGGAUUUGAGUCAAGUUAGGAAUUCAAUUCUUAGGAUGACUGGUUUUCUGGAAACGUAACUUUAGAGUUCAGUUUUUUCACAUUAGAAGCAGAGGAAAUUAAAAGUCAACAAAAGAAACAAAAAGAGAAAAAAGAUAUUUUUCCUUUUGUAUUUCCCAUUUGUGGAAUUCCUAUUCCUAUUCCAUUUCUCAUCAUUGUAAUUUUAGACAACAAAAAUUAUAUGAAUUUCCAAAUGAAUUCAUCAUUUCCUCAAAGAAAGAAAGGAAAUGUGAGUUCAAAUUUUGAUAAUUUAUUUUACUUCGAAUAUUGGAAUUGUGUUUGGUGUGGAAAUUAAUAGUUGAUAUAUGAUGAAUUGUGUAAACCAAGGUUGUUAGUUGUGAGUAGAUUUCUGUUAAGAAGCUGUGGUUGGAAAUUA
This is a messenger RNA of Nicotiana tabacum (common tobacco), 965 nucleotides long. NCBI's taxonomy places the organism in Eukaryota, Viridiplantae, Streptophyta, Magnoliopsida, Solanales, Solanaceae. The record is from RefSeq and is a predicted model, not a curated record.